This is a messenger RNA of Trifolium pratense (red clover), 1205 nucleotides long. RefSeq lists its product as uncharacterized. The transcript has a single exon. Bases 162 to 914 code for a protein of 250 amino acids. The record is from RefSeq and is a predicted model, not a curated record. Lineage: Eukaryota; Viridiplantae; Streptophyta; Magnoliopsida; Fabales; Fabaceae.
GUAACAAUUCGGAAACUCAGUGUCCUCCUCGAUCUCCUAGGUCUGAAGAGCGGCUGCAAAGAAACAGCUUGUGCACAAAGCCAUCCCCCAUAACCCCAAACAAACAAACCACAGUUUGUGUGAUUCAUUCAGUGAAAAAAUAGAACAGAAGCUAACAAAAAAUGGAAGAUGUAAUAACAGAAGCAGCACCACCAUCAAGAUUACUAGAAGAAGACCUAAACAAUUUCACACAACCUUCUCCACUUCUUCCUUCACCUUUUCUCCUCUUCCGCCACCCUCAACAACCCCUUAAACCUAACCUCCUCAUCAUCGCUAUCUCUCCACCUUCUCUUUCUCUUUUCCACAAAUUCCUCACUCCUCAAACCCUAACCGCCUCACUCAUCCUCCCUGAACUCCCGUUCUCCAAUCCUAACAAACAUACCCUCGACAUUCACUCUCUCUCCUCAAACAUUCUCAUCGCCGCCGUUCGCAGUCCUAUUCCUGAUGUUCGUGCUUAUGCCGUUGCUGAUGUUCUUCUCAGCGAUAAGAUCCAACCGGAGUCGGUUAUUAUUCUUGAUUCUAUUAAGCCGAUGAAUCACCGCGGGAUGCUUUCGUCGGAUGAGGCGGUGGCUUUUAAACUUGAGAGCUUUGCUGAAAGGAAUGUGGAUGGAGAGAAGUUGUUGGAUGGAUUGGAGUAUUAUCCAUCUGGAAGUGUUGUUGAUGGUCUUGGUGCUGCUAUUCUUGGGAGAUGUCAGAUUUUGAAAAUUAGGGCUGGUUUGUGUGUUUCUUGGCCUCAAUUUGAUUCAUCUGUUGUUUUUUUGUUGAAGGAUUUGCUUCGUGGUUUGAGAGAGUUUGAUUUUGGUUUGAGUGAUGAUGAGGUUUUGAAAUUUGGGAGGAGUAAGGAUCAUGUUUUUCAAUCUCACUUGUAUAUUUGAUUUUUACUUGUUAUAAUGUGACUGGCUCUUUAGAAUGUUAUUCUGGAUGAUUUCAAUGUUUUGAUUUUUAUGUUAAUUUUGGAUGUUUGUAGCUAAGCUUAUUUGAGAAAAUGAUAUAAUUCAAUGUAAUCGUAAGUGUCGGUGUCGAACACCAAUGUGUGUCUGACACUUAAACAUAUGGCUAAUAUGAGGAGUGUCUGUGCUUCGUAGGUUCAUUAUAACAACUGGUUUUGGAUAUCAAAAUUGCCUUGUGAUUCAUGUGAUGCAAUAAUUAUCUAAUGUUAUGGUGGA